This is a messenger RNA of Leptosia nina, 456 nucleotides long. The record is from the annotation of a GenBank genome assembly. Lineage: Eukaryota; Metazoa; Arthropoda; Insecta; Lepidoptera; Pieridae.
AUGUGCCCACUACAUCCAAAGAAACCAGGAUGUGCACACACUAAACAUCCAUGGGAACAGGUCGCAUCUCCAGGGUUCCCCCAAACUUCCCAUACAGCCACGCUGCACGACCACCACCCACAAGUCAUCGCCGAUGCUCACAUUCACAACUCAACAUUAAUUACGUGUCGUGAAGGUGUGGGGUGCGGGGGCUGGACGCGGCGGAGACGGGCCAGCGCGCUCAGCAACCCGUCCGUGGUCACACCCACGCCGGCAGCAUCUGGAACAGAAUCCACACUGAACCCUACGAUCCUAGUAGACAUUUCGGCGUCCGAAGUGCUGAUCACUCCAUCUAAAGUCGCCUCGAAACUGCUCGACAGCGGUUGGCAAGAACAUCAGAAUGCAAUUAAAUUGCACGAUUUGGUUCCACGCCCGGUUUAUGGGCGAACAAGAAUGAUUUUAUUUCAAGACACAUAA